Messenger RNA from Daucus carota subsp. sativus, 1547 nucleotides. Its product is annotated as probable cinnamyl alcohol dehydrogenase 1. The transcript has 8 exons. The record is from RefSeq and is a predicted model, not a curated record. Lineage: Eukaryota; Viridiplantae; Streptophyta; Magnoliopsida; Apiales; Apiaceae. Gene Ontology annotation, molecular function: zinc ion binding; oxidoreductase activity, acting on the CH-OH group of donors, NAD or NADP as acceptor. Bases 144 to 1217 code for a protein of 357 amino acids.
AUCCAAUAUUAAAUAGUAAAUACUCACCAGAAACCUGAAUUCGAGUUUGCUUUGAGGACUGAACUGGGGGAGGCCGUAAAGACCAAAACAUAAGACAUUCGACAAGUACUCUCAUCUCAGCUUCUGUCUGAAUCUCCGAUAGAAUGGCUACGACAGGUUAUGUGGAUGAUGAGAAUUGCCUUGGAUAUGCAGCUAGGGAUCCUUCGGGAUUCUUAUCGCCUUACAAGUUCAACCGCAGGGCAGUGGGGAAUUGCGAUGUAUCAUUGAAAAUUACACACUGUGGUGUUUGUUAUGCGGAUGUCAUGUGGACAAGAAAUAUGUCUAAACAUUCAAAGUAUCCACUUGUUCCUGGCCAUGAGAUAGUUGGAAUUGUAAGAGAAGUUGGUUCCGGUGUCCAACGUUUCAAAGUUGGUGACUGUGUUGGAGUUGGAACAUAUGUGAACUCCUGCAGAGACUGCGAGUACUGUGACGACGGCUUAGAAGUUCACUGCUCUAAGGGUUCUGUCUUCACAUUUGAUGGUAUCGAUCAUGAUGGUACCAUCACUAAAGGAGGGUAUUCCACCCAUAUAGUUGUCCAUGAAAGGUACUGUUUUAGGAUACCUGAGAACUACCCUCCGGCAUCAGCAGCGCCUUUGCUGUGUGCUGGUAUAACUGUUUACACUCCCAUGAUUCGCCAUAACAUGAAUAAGCCUGGUAAGUCUCUAGGGGUGAUAGGACUAGGUGGAUUAGGUCAUUUGGCCGUCAAAUUUGGGAAAGCUUUUGGGAUGAUUGUAACAGUAUUCAGCACAAGUUUAUCCAAAAAGGAGGAAGCUUUAAAUCUUCUUGGUGCUGACAAUUUCGUGUUAUCUUCCAAUGAAAAGGAGAUGAAGGGUCUGCUUAAUUCACUAGACUUUAUAAUUAACACUGCAUCCGGAGAUAUUCCUUUCGAUCAGUACUUAUCUCUUCUCAAGACAGGGGGUGUCCUUUCCUUAGUGGGUUUCCCUAGCGAAGUUAAAUUUGUUCCAGCAAGUCUUAAUCUAGGCAUGAAAACCAUUUCUGGGAGUCUCACCGGUGGUACAAAACAGACGCAAGAAAUGCUGGAUUUCUGUGCUGCCAAAGGAAUUCACCCAAAUAUAGAAUCUAUUCCGAUUCAAGAUAUAAAUGACGCGCUUGAGAGGUUGAUAAACAGGGAUGUGAAGUACCGAUUUGUGAUUGAUAUCGAGAACUCCCUCAAGUGACACGGUGGUAGAAAAAAAUCAAGAGAGUGAUGUAUUACAUGCCCUGGAUCGAAGCAGCAUUCUCAGUUCUCCUGAUCUUCAGUUCUCCGAUGACUCUUGCCAGUCUCCAAACUCCCUUUGAUAUGAUAUUUUUCUACAUAAUAAUCUAUGAAGUUUAUGCUUAGUUAGACAGAUGGUUUUAUUUUCAUGACGAUAAAAAGCAUACAGAGUACUAAGCGUGUAAAGAAAAAUCCUAGUGUGUUCUAUUGCCAGAAUAAAAUAAUUAAAAAUCGGGAUUACAAUAAUGAAUAUGUAUUUUCUUUGGAAAUAAAUAAAAUGAAGCUAUAGGUU